Prosopis cineraria is the source of this 1462-nucleotide messenger RNA. RefSeq names its product 26S proteasome non-ATPase regulatory subunit 6 homolog. Gene Ontology annotation, biological process: proteasome-mediated ubiquitin-dependent protein catabolic process. The record is from RefSeq and is a predicted model, not a curated record. Lineage: Eukaryota; Viridiplantae; Streptophyta; Magnoliopsida; Fabales; Fabaceae. The transcript is spliced from 8 exons. Bases 93 to 1253 code for a protein of 386 amino acids.
AAGCCGGUUUAGCUGUGUGUGAUAUCGCAGUUCCUCCUUCCUCAAGUAAAGCAGUUCAGAAUCGCUCUCUGCGGGUAAAGCGUUAAGCCGCUAUGGAAGGACAAGAAGGGGUGCAGCAGCCACAGAUCAUUCUCGCUAACAAGCUCUUUCAUCUCAGACACCCCGACGUUCAAGACAUUGAAAAGGUCCGGCUCAAAGACGAGGUGUUCACUCAUGUCAAGGAUAAUGACAUGGUUCCUUUAUACGAAACCCUAGUCGCUGAUUCUGUAUUGCCCAUGGAUCAGAGCGUUUGGGACUCGAUGCGUGCUAAAAUAGACGAGGAACUCAAGAAGCUUGACGAGAAGAUUGCUGAUGCUGAGGAAAACCUAGGUGAGAGUGAAGUUCGAGAGGCUCACUUGGCAAAGUCCAUGUUUUUCAUCCGGAUUGGUGACAAGGAAAAGGCCUUGGAACAUCUCAAGUUAACGGAAAGCAAGACGGUUGCAGUUGGUCAGAAGAUGGAUCUGGUGUUUCAUACAUUGCAGCUUGGUUUUUUUGACAUGGAUUUUGAUCUCAUUUCCAACAGCAUUGACAAAGCUAAAAACUUGUUUGAAGAAGGUGGUGAUUGGGAAAGAAAGAACCGGUUGAAAGUGUAUGAAGGCUUGUACUGCAUGUCCACUCGAAAUUUCAAGAAGGCUGCCAAUCUGUUUUUGGAUUCUAUUUCAACAUUUACAACCUAUGAACUUUUUCCCUAUGACACUUUCAUAUUUUACACAGUUUUAACAAGCAUUAUAUCAUUGGAUAGAGUUUCCAUGAAGCAAAAGGUGGUGGAUGCUCCUGAGAUCUUGACAGUGAUUGGCAAAAUCCCAUAUCUUUCAGAGUUUUUGAACUCCCUAUAUGACUGUCAAUACAAGCCAUUUUUCUCAGCAUUUGCUGGCUUGACGGAGCAAAUCAAGUUGGACCGCUAUUUGCAUCCACACUUCCGAUAUUACAUGAGGGAGAUCAGAACCGUUGUUUAUUCACAGUUCUUGGAAUCUUACAAGAGCGUCACAAUUGAGGCAAUGGCAAAAGCAUUUGGGGUGACCGUGGAUUUCAUUGAUCUGGAGCUAUCCCGUUUUAUUGCAGCUGCGAAACUUCAUUGCAAGAUUGAUAAGGUUGCAGGCGUUCUAGAAACUAACCGCCCUGAUUCUAAGAAUGCUCUUUACCAAGCAACUAUCAAGCAAGGGGACUUUCUAUUGAACCGAAUCCAGAAGUUGUCGCGUGUUAUUGAUCUUUAAAGUGUGUUAUUUCUUGCGAAAACUCUCAAAAAUUUUUGGAGGGGUAGACAAACAAUCGAUUUCGAGGAUUUUCUGUUGUAUGCAUUAUAUCCUUGCCAUAUGGUACUCCUGUUGUGUGACUUCAGAUUUUUCACAAUCAAGCGUCUGAUUCUUAAUGUGAUACAAUGCAAGUUUCAAUGAAUAUUUUAUACGUACUUUUGGAAUUGUUA